AUGAGUCAAAAGUAUGCUUCAUUCAAUAUCCAGGGCCCUUCGAUAGUAGUUGGUGUAAUUGUCGGAGCUGCUUUAGCUGUUUGCGGUUUGAAGUUAUUCGAUUUUUGGUCGACUAGGCCUGAGAAGAAACGUAGAGAGCAAGGAAAGGGAAUUGUGCAUGGCAUUGAAGGUCUUGUAGGGAACACACCGUUGAUCAGGCUUAAGAGCUUGAGUGAAGCUACAGGCUGCGAAAUUCUUUUACAAAACUAUCGUGAACUUGCAGGCAAAAGCAGAAGUGGAAGUCCGAAAGAUCGCGCUGCCCUAAACAUGAUCAGGCAAGCAGAAUCUCAAGGAUUAAUCUAUCCAAACACUGGCUCAACUAUUUUCGAAGGAACCUCGGGUUCUACCGGAAUAUCCAUUGCAAUGAUUGCUCGUGCUAAAGGCUACAACGCAUGGAUUGUUAUGCCUGAUGACCAAGCCAAGGAGAAAUACCAAUUACUUGAGAAGUUGGGAGCGACUGUUGAAAAAGUCAGGCCGGCGAGUAUUGUUGAUAAGAAUCAGUUUGUGAAUUUGGCUAAGCAGCGCGCCUUGGAAUUCGGAACGGGUAAUAGAGAUGAUGAAAGAGCCAGCGAGGCGGAAGAUUACGGGAAGAGACCAAGGGGAUUCUUUACAGAUCAAUUCGAAAAUUUAGAUAAUUAUAAAGCACAUUAUAAUGGGACAGCUCCAGAAAUCUAUGAACAGACGAAUGGGAAGAUAGAUGCAAUCGUGACUGGUACAGGAGGUACAAUAGCAGGGCUAAGUCGUUACCUCAAACCUCUCAUCCCAAACCUCAAAGUCUUUCUCGUUGAUCCACCUGGCUCAGGUCUAUUCCAUAAAAUCAAACACAACAUUAUGUAUUCUCCCUAUGAAGCUGAAGGGACUAGGCGCAGGCACCAAGUAGAUACAAUAGUUGAAGGCGUAGGACUUAACCGUAUUACGGCCAAUUUCGAAAUAGCCCAUGGCUGGAUCGAUGAUGCGAUUUUUGUUAGUGAUGAGGAAGCGGUGGCCAUGGCGCGAUAUUUGGUUAGAGAAGAAGGUGAGGUGGUUCCUGGUGAUCGCGGGUAA
This is a messenger RNA of Paraglomus brasilianum, 1083 nucleotides long. The record is from the annotation of a GenBank genome assembly. NCBI's taxonomy places the organism in Eukaryota, Fungi, Glomeromycota, Glomeromycetes, Paraglomerales, Paraglomeraceae.